Molecule: messenger RNA, 1794 nt
Organism: Camelus dromedarius (Arabian camel)
Lineage: Eukaryota; Metazoa; Chordata; Mammalia; Artiodactyla; Camelidae
Product: putative protein ARB2BP
Exons: 3
Coding region: 1-1371 (456 amino acids)
Biological process (GO): regulatory ncRNA-mediated heterochromatin formation
Cellular component (GO): nucleus
Molecular function (GO): siRNA binding
Source: RefSeq, a predicted model, not a curated record
AUGAAACUGGAACAUUGGUGGAAUUAUGAGGAAGGCGUGGCAGGAGAGCCGCAAGCCAACCGGGAAGAUCCGUGGGCCGACGAGACACAACUCGGACUGGGUCUUCGACUCGCAGGGGCCAGGGAGAUCCCGGAGUCUUCCAUUGUGCGCGCCCCUCCGCUCCCUCCCCUCCCGUCUCCUCCCCUCCCUUCCCCGCCCCCGCCGGAGUCCGAGCCCGAGCCCUCGCAGCUCCGGGCCGCAGCGCCCGUCGCCGUCAGAACCUCUCAUUUGCCCAAGUGGUUACCAGUAACUCAAGAACUGAGCUUCCAAAAAUUUAUUGAACAGUCUGACUUACUAGAAGAACUUAAAUAUGACUUCAAUGAAAAAGCUGAAUUGAGACACAUUGAGACGCAUAGGCCUUUCAUCUUUAACUAUUAUAAAAAUGUCCUGGAGAGGAAUAGCAAGCGCUACCAGGCCCUGGGCCAUUUGCUUGAACAAUACAUUUAUGUACUUUUGGAGAAAGUGUGCAAAUUACAAAGAGUAUAUAUCCCACCAGAGGCAGAUAAGGAACCAAGAAGCUUCUUUUUCAUGAGUGAGAGAGCUUUAACAGAUCAUCAUUCUGCUCUUCUUGUCGUUCUUCAAGAUCAUGGGGUCUUUAGAGCUGGUCAGUGGAGUCAACAGGCAAUAAUUCAUCAUGGUCUCCAACAUGGAAGUCAGAUACCAUGUAUUCAGAUGGCAUUGCAGGCACAUUAUGAUGUAAUUGUGCUAAAUCCCAAUGACAAUUCUGUGGACCUAAAGACAGAAAAAGAGUGGAAGGGCCUUUUAACACCAAAUGUUGAGUCCUCUUCCAGAGAAAUGGUUCAGGCUGAGAGCCUUUUCUCUCUCCAGCAGUCUCUCCAGUGCCUUCCAAAAAGAUGCAGCAACUCCCCUGAAGAACACAUGGCUUACAUUUGGGAUUACUUCAUUUCAAAGACUGAAGGCAAGGAUGUUGCCUUCAUUGUACAUGGUUAUGGAGGCUUGGUUUUUAUGGACUUGCUCGUACGUAGAAAGUGGGAAGUGAUGAGCAAAGUAUAUGCUGUUGCACUUAUUGACUCUGAACAUCACAUAGGACACCAACUGGGGAAUGACAUCCAGUUAUUAGCAUGGAUCAAGCACCACUGCUGUGAAUGGGUGACGAGUCCGAAGACUCUGGAUAAACCUGUAGCUACCAUUUUGAAAAAGGAGUUUCCUAUGGUUUCUGCUGGUACAGAAGAACACAACUUAGCCCCUUCCUUUAGCCUUCAGUCAAUUUUUAAAUACUUUAGAAAAGCUUUAAGAGCCAAAAAAGCUGUUAAUUUAUCUCGAAUGCCAAUAGUAACUAGAAGCUCCACAAAAAGAAAGCAAAGUGCUUAACUUACUUUUUUGUCAUCUAAGAUUUUUUUUUGUCCCGUGGAGAAACUUUGCUAAUGUAGAAGAAAAAGAACACUUCCAGCUCAUAUGCAAUAUUAUGUUCUUGUUUGAAAUUUGAUUUGUUACUUUUUAAAAACAUGAAUAUGUUCUCUUUUGUAGCCUAUGAACCAGGAAGUCAGUCAAUACCAUCAUUAAUAUUUUACACGUUAAGAGUAGUAAAGUUAGAGAAUCUUCUAUUGAAAAGAUUUCUUACAGUUUAAUAGAAUGACAUCAAAACUGUACUUGAUAGGAAUUACAUAUUAAGUCAAUAUUUGAUUUACAUUAUUGAUGCCAUAUUAAAAUAAGUGAACAUAAAAAUUAAACAUUAGCGAACUCCAUUCUUUAUUUUUUUUUAAGUUUGGUCUUGUGUGUGUGUGUUUACUCAUA